This is a messenger RNA of Danio rerio (zebrafish), 1482 nucleotides long. RefSeq names its product methylmalonyl CoA epimerase (gene mcee). Gene Ontology annotation, molecular function: methylmalonyl-CoA epimerase activity. Lineage: Eukaryota; Metazoa; Chordata; Actinopteri; Cypriniformes; Danionidae. The record is from RefSeq and is marked provisional.
AAAGAUGGCUUCCUCUUUACUGAAGGUUGCAGUUACAGGGCUAUCGAGGUGUGCCUGGCACACUUUACCCCCAGUGAGGGCUCUGUCUCUGACUUGUCCCGUCAGUCAAGGUGUCCCUCAGUCAUUGUGGAAGUUGGGCAGGCUGAAUCACGUGGCUAUCGCAGUGCCAGACCUGGAGAAAGCCACAGCCCUGUACCGUGAUGUGCUGGGGGCUCAAGUGAGCGACACUGUGCCUCUCCCUGAGCAUGGGGUGUACACUGUGUUUGUGGAACUGGGCAACACUAAACUAGAGCUUCUGCACCCACUGGGAGAGAAAAGUCCUAUUGCAGGAUUCCUGCAGAAGAACAAAGCUGGAGGGAUGCAUCAUAUCUGCAUUGAGGUGGAUGAUAUCAAUGCAGCAAUAGUUGAUUUGAAGGAAAAGAAAAUCCGCCUGCUCUCCCCAGAGCCACGGAUAGGAGCUCAUGGCAAACCUGUGAUGUUCCUCCACCCUAAAGACUGUGAUGGGGUACUUGUUGAGAUAGAACAGGCCUAGAUAAUAAACACUGAUAUUCCUGUCUUGCAAACCAGUGACUUUGAUUAGACUGUUGAGUUCUACAGCUUAAUGUAUUAAGUGAUAUAUGCAAAGAUUUUCAGACAAUUCCAGAACCUAUCAUUGUAACCUGUUACGGUGUAUUUGACAUUUAUGAUAAUUAUGUAUUUAUUCCUAACUGAUGAUUUUCUUCAAUGACUUGAAUAAAUGGUUAAUUUCAUAAUUUAAAAGAGUAAUUUAGUGUGUAACAUUUAGAAAUAAUAUUUGUAUUUACGCUUGGGGGGGGGGGGGGGGGUUGGGGGGGGUGCAAUAUAUGUUUUAGAUAAAAAAAACCCCACUAUUUACUGUCAGAACAAAGAAACAAGCUAAAUGAAAUCCAUUUUAAUUACUAUAAAAACAGCAGAUAAACUUAGCCAAGUUUAUUAAUGUGAAUUAAAAUCCUAGCAAGCUUCUCAUCUGACUCUCAAUGGAGUAGACAGAUUGAAGCUUUCUUUUUAGUUUUUUGGCUGACAUCCAUGUAUUUGGGAGGCAAGCUGGCUCAUACCCAUUCCUCCACCAUAGACAGCCCUCUGCCAAAUAGAAAGUUAUUUUUGUUUGUACGCCUUAAAUCUUCUUUAUAAAAGAGAUAACUAGAGGAGUGGUAUUGGGAACUGAUGUUUUGGGGCUUCUAGUUUUGUCACUAUCCUCUCAGAGGUUUUGCUUGAACAUUGCGUCUGCAGAACCGUUAGAAUAAUUUUCAGUUUUAAGCUGUUUUUGACAUUUUAAUUUAUUUGGCAGUCUGAAUAGACACAGAAAUCUUUCCAGGAAAAUUCACACUGAGUCUGUCACAGUUUUUUUUAAUAUCUUCUCUUUUCGUCUGUGCUAGACUGCAACUUGGGAUAGAUCUGUCCAUCUGUAUUGCAAGCAUAUAUUAUUAAAUCUUUAAAUAUUUUAAAUAAAGGCAUUAUAUUUUA